This is a messenger RNA of Dunckerocampus dactyliophorus (ringed pipefish), 5154 nucleotides long. Its product is annotated as zinc finger protein 536-like. Gene Ontology annotation, molecular function: DNA-binding transcription factor activity, RNA polymerase II-specific; RNA polymerase II cis-regulatory region sequence-specific DNA binding. Gene Ontology annotation, cellular component: nucleus. The transcript has 4 exons. NCBI's taxonomy places the organism in Eukaryota, Metazoa, Chordata, Actinopteri, Syngnathiformes, Syngnathidae. The coding region runs from base 496 to 2868 and encodes 790 amino acids. The record is from RefSeq and is a predicted model, not a curated record. Gene Ontology annotation, biological process: regulation of DNA-templated transcription.
UACGCACGGCGCACGUCUGUUCCACUUGCACGUCAGCGUCCAGAUGAAGGAGACACAAGGCUCAUAGGCGCAAGUAUUCCGAGAGCGUUUGGAACCUUGCGUUAGCUCGUAUUCUCCGGCGGAAAUACCAGGGAGCAAAGAGGGCUCGCUGCGCGCCUUUUCGUGUGGCGACAGCAUUGAAAACACUUUUUUUUUCAAGGAAAAUUGUCUUCGACUUCCGUUUUUUUAAGCUUGCAGUAUCAGUCAUCCCGCUCUGCAUUAGCACCAUCCAUUCAGUUGACGACACCUGUCCAAGUCCGGUCUGAGCUGCGACAAGCCGCGAUUUCAUCUGAUCAGCAUGAAUCCACAUCCUGUUUUAAACUGAAUAAGUGCAAGCCAGCCAGCAAACAGUUCACUGCAGACCUUUCACACACCCCUGACCACUAGUCUGUAACUUCAGCCAGACACUGAAAGGACAGAUUCAUUAGGCCGCCCACCCGCCCAAUUAGGAGCCAGAUGGCGCUUCUGGCCAAUCAAAUCAUGGAUGCAAGAAUUCUCAGCAGCAUGAAUGGCAGAGUUGAGCUCUCGCAGUUCUUGAGGGUUACCAAUCAAAGCAUUGUUACCCAGGUCAACGCCGUCCAGGAUGACAAUCGCAAGAACAGGAAGUAUCCUUGCCCGUUGUGCGGAAAGCGAUUCCGCUUUAACAGCAUCCUUUCGCUUCACAUGCGCACACACACCGGUGAAAAGCCCUUCAAGUGUCCCUACUGUGACCACCGGGCUGCGCAGAAGGGAAACCUGAAGAUACACCUGCGGACCCACAAGCAAGGCAUUCUGGGUAAAGGCCGUGGCCGCAUUAGAGAGGAGAACAGGUUGCUUCAUGAGCUUGAAGAAAGGGCCAUACUAAGGGACAGGCAGAUGCGAGCCAGUCAUGUUGGCCCUCAGCAAACAUCUGUAAUAACCCAACAUCAACAACCCCAACAGGCCCCGAUACAAAACCCAUUCCCCAAUAGCCAACCAGUAUCAUCCACAUCCCCUAAAGUCCCGAUGAUCCACGAAGAGCCCAACCAGCCUCCACCCGCCGGCUUCCGCUGCUCAUUCUGCAAGGGCAAGUUCAGGAAGCAGCAGGAACUUGAACGCCACAUCCGGAUCCUGCACAAGCCCUACAAAUGCACCUUGUGUGAGUUUGCUGCCUCACACGAGGAAGAGCUCAUCGGUCAUGUUGAGACGACACACAUAACCACCGAUUCGAGUUCAGGACAAAAGCCUGUGGCGGGGACCAAUGACAAGGGGAAGCCUGUUGGUGAAUUUCCCUGUGAUGUUUGCGGCCAGACCUUCAGCCAAGCCUGGUUCCUCAAAGGUCACAUGAGGAAACACAAGGACUCUUUUGAGCACUGCUGUCAAAUUUGUGGCCGUCGCUUCAAAGAACCCUGGUUUCUCAAGAACCACAUGAAGGUUCACCUCAAUAAGCUGGCUUCUAAGGGUAAUCUCCCGCCUGACCAUGACAACUCCGUUAAAAUGCGCCACCCAGCAGAAGAUUAUCAGAGUAGCCUUUACUCACAGUACAUCUCCCGCAUUCACAACAGGUUCCUCACUGCAGAGAGAGCUGACCAGACAGAAUACAGCCAAUUACUCGCCACGGCCGGUGUUGACUUGAAGGUUAUUGAGAUGUUAGGGAGAGGGGUUUCCUCUGGUCUUAGCCCUUCAACUGAUGCAAAGAGCUCCUCUUUGUUGGGCUUAAAUCAGCUUCACCCUCCCCUGAGCUCUGCCAAUCUGGACUAUCUGCAGAAGGUCAUCUCCAGCAGAGAGGCAGUGAGCUACCCAGGCUGGCAGAUCAUGACACCAGGGCUGCAGGUUGAACCGCACAUGUUCAACCCUAAAGAUCAGCAACAUCAGCACAGCUCCUCCUACCUGCCUGAGCGACGCCUCCCUGUGGACGACGGGAAAGCAGGUCUUGCUGACCAAGACGCCAACGCGGGGAGCCGGCCCAGCAGUAAAGGCAGCCUGAGUCAUCACGGGCCAACCGACGUCACCCCAGAGAUCGGGAACACCCACUCUCGAAGUGCCCUUGAACGUCGACCACGAUCCUCUUCCCCAGCUUCAGCUAUAGGUGACAAUGCCUACAAGUGUCCACCCUCCGCUGACUACACCGCCAUUGGUUUCCAGCUGGACCGCUACCACUUCCCACCCUGGCAGAACAGCAGGGAUCUGUCCUCCCCUCUGCAGCCCACCGGCGGCAGCAGGAGCUCGAGCCCCAACCCAAAGCCCAGACCACGUUCCAGGGAGGACAGGAGCCCAGCGAGUAGUCAAUACCUUCCUGCAGAGAGCCACAGUGAAAAUCCCCUGCUGGUCCCUGACAAGAAUCCAGGCAGUGAUAGUCCUUCAUCCGCUCUCACCAACAAGUCCCAGUAUGAGCCUUUAGACUUGUCUGUGUCCUCGCAUCCCACCAUGUCUCCUGCGUUGCUGCUCCAAAUGUCUGGCAUGUUCAGCAAUGGACUCAAUCCACUUCACAGUUACCCAGCAGAGCUGGAUGCCAAACCAGCGUACACGUGUGACCUUUUGGGAGUAAAAGAAGGCGUGAGCGGUUCGACGGGUGACGUUGAGAAAGCAACCCUGGAAGAAGAGAAGCGGGACGGGUCAGGUGAAGAUGCCAUCGAGUGGAAGAUGCUGAAGGAUGUGGGUCAGGCCGACGACAAGAUGGGCCAGUGGGCCCCAACACAACCAAGCAUGUCCUCACCUGACAACCUGACUCCAGAGCCGAUGAGCCCCUAUCCGCAAGCUGGCCUUCUGUCUCUCCUCAGGGCCCAGAAGAACCGCGGCAGCAUCCAUAGGACCAUAUUGAACGGCGGGGGGAACGUGAAUAAUGUCACAUCAGUUGAAACUUCUAACUGAUUCAAACUGAGCUAAGGAAGACACAGGUGUGCCCGCUUGAUUACCUGCACGCUUUAAGGACUGAUAUAAUCUCCUUGUGUGAUAGGUUACAAAUGGCCCAAGCCAGUUGAGCCCCCCCCCCCCGCUCCCCCGACAGAGAGGCUUAAAGCUCUUGUGCUGGUGUGCAACGCUUGCUGAGUGCAGAUUUAAUAAUGCUGUCUCUCAUGAGAGGGGAUCCAACAGCUGGGGUCUUUGAUAUGCAUGUAUUAGGAGUGCAACAUGAUACACCUUCUCUGCCCCCCCCCCUUUUUUUGAUUCUGAAACUCAAUAUGUUCACGUGAAAGACAGGAAAGUGCCUGUCAACUCCAUUAGGGAUUCACAUCUGUUCCCUUUCUUUACGAUUGGAACAGCUACUCGUAGUUGUGUGUCACCGUGCACAGAUGGUUAUGACAAUAUGGCAAAAGGCGCCUCUCCCCUGCAACGCCUCUCAGACUUGUCACGCCGUCGUAAUUGCACCUAAUGCCAUUUGGAUUUCAAAAAGACAAAUCAGCCUGACUUGACAUGUCGGAGGACUCAUAUUUCAGAAUCUUCUGAGUGUACGACAGUUGGCAUCAAGCAACGUCCCUGUCUGUGGAGAUUCACAGGUGUCAAAUUGUUUUUUUCAAUUGUGACAGAAAACUUGUAAGGCAUGCAGCUAGGGCUCUAUAUAUUUUAUUAUUUUGUUAUUAUUUUAUUAGUAUUAUUAUGAUUUUAUUUUUAUAUUCUGAAGAUUUUUUUGUUGUCUAACUAUAUAGUAGUAUAGUAGUGCUGUAACCCCUCGUCUAUCACGGUUCAUUGGUUAAUUGGAAAACCUCUUUAAGACCUGCUAAAUACAUUUCUUAAACAUUAUUAGAGCCCUCUAGACGUGAAUGAGCACCCCUGUAGCCACCGUUACACUCCGUUAUAGUAGACAUCCAUCCAUCAAUGCCGCUUAUCCUCACUAGGGUGGCGAGGGUAUGCUGGAGCCUAUCCCGGCUGAUCUCGCACACCCUGGACUGGUCGCCAGCCAAUCACAGUGCACAUAUAUACUAACAAUCAUUCACACUCACACCUAUGGACAAUUUAGAGACGCCAAUUAACCUAACACGCAUAUUUUUGGAAUGUGGGAGGAGAAAACCCACGCAUGGGGAGAACAUGCAAACUCCACACAGAGAUGUCCAAGUGGAGAUUCGAACCCAGACUGUUCUCCUGACUCUGUGACCACGAUGCUAACCGCUUGGCCACCACGCGGCCUUAUAGUAGACAUAAUAAGAGCAAAUAAGCCAUUUAAGGCAUAAAUAAGACUUGUGCUCGUGUGUGUUGCUCUAAAUGUGUUCCCCAGGGCAGUGGUUCUCAACUGGUUUGGCUGCGGGACCCACCAUCACCACUCAAUGACAAGCAGCGAUCCAACUUUUUAAUGUCAAACUUCUCAAAUAUCUGAUAUUUAAAGGGACUGUUUGCAACACAAUGCUAGUGGUAGCAGUGAGACACUGUGCUGUCUUCAUGAUGCGCUCUUCUCCAGCAGAUAUCUGCAGCUGUGUGUCGGACAGACAUCAGGUUAAGUCCCCACUCGAUGUUCUUCCCCUCCAGCUUAACCUAAAGUCGCCCACAAACAUGGCCUCGUGGCUGCGUAGCAAGCGAAUAGCACAGACAAGUAGGCAUGGUGCGUUCACGGACAGCAGGUCAUCAUUUUAGCUUUUUUGCCCAGGCAUAACCCCAUGACCCACUGAAAACGACUCUGCGACCCACUUUCGCUUUGCGACCUACCAAUUGAGAAUCUCUGCCCGAGGGAACCUGAAUGGUGGGCGGACAGGAAGUGAGGUCAGGUGUUCAGAGUUAAAUUUAGCUUGGCGUGGGCGCCACAACAGUAGCCCGUGUUCAUAUUAGGGAUUUUUAGUAGGGAUUAUUGUGCCAUUUGUGAGAUCUUUCAAACCUGCAAUAAAAGCCUUUUGUUCUGGCGACCAAGUCUGGUGCUUGUGUGUCUCACCGAUCAUUACAGUAACAAUUACUGACACAUAGUGACCGGUGUAGAACACUACAUAUCAGUCACAGCAUCUUUGAGGUGCACAGCAGUCAUGACGACGAUGUGGCCCGUGGUGAAAACAAGUCUGCUGUAGGACAAACGUAUUGGGACACCUGAUCUGAUAAAUUAAAUAUAAUAUAUGUCAUAUAACAAAACAAAACAAAGAUAUAUGGAGUUGGGCUACCGUACAGUACAGCAGAAUUUGAAAUUGUGAUGUUAAUAUAUGACUUUGAACUUUGUGUUUGUUCAUUCAUUCAUUCAUUCAU